AUGGCUGAGGAUUUGAACAUCCCAGCCCCGGAUGUGGCCGGCUUGGUGGGAAAAUCUCUCGAGAAAAAUAGUGCAGGAUCUAAAGCAUUCAACCCGUCGGGGAAGCAGGGCCAUGGCCCUAUUGUACAGCUCUUGCGAGGGCUGUGUUUCGCCGUCUACUUCUGGACAUGCUGUAUUGCCAUUUUUAUCACACAGGCCGUCGGCUCGCCCCUCUAUCUUAUCAACCAAGAGUGGUACUACGCUUAUAUGGCCAUGACGAAGCGAUCCUUCGCUAUCACGACGACGGUGAUGACCCACCUUUGGGGCUCGACGACGAUCCGGAUUAGCGGUGACGAGACUGUCGCGGGACAGAUUCGACCGACGGCGGACGGCGGGGUCGAGUUUAAAUUCCCCGAGCGCAUUGUUCUUAUUGCAAACCAUCAAAUUUAUACAGAUUGGCUAUAUCUCUGGUGGGUUGCGUACGCGAACCGACCGGGACUCCACGGGCACAUCUACAUCAUUCUGAAGGAGUCGUUGAAAUAUAUUCCCAUUAUAGGCUGGGGCAUGAUGUUCUAUAGCUUCAUCUUCAUGUCAAGGAAGAUGGCCACAGACCAGCCGCGCAUGUCGCACAGACUCCAGAAACUGCGAAAGCUGAAGACAGAUCCUCAGGGCCGGACAUACCUGGACCCUAUGUGGCUGCUCCUCUUUCCUGAAGGAACGAAUCUCUCCGGCAACGGCAGAAGGAAGUCAGCUGCAUGGGCGGCCAAGAACGACCUCCAGGACAUGGAGCAUGUGAUGUUGCCACGAAGCACUGGCAUGUUCUUCUGUCUAAACGAGCUCAAGGGAACGUUAGAUUAUGUAUACGACUGCACAGUCGCCUACGAAGGCAUCCCCCGAGGCAAGUUUGGUGAGGAACUUUUCGGGCUCAAGAGCACAUACUUUGAGGGGAAGCCUCCAAAGUCAGUUAACUUUCACUGGCGCCGUUUCAAGAUCGCCGAUAUUCCCCUCGACGAUCCGGAGAAAUUCAACCUCUGGCUCCGAGAGGAGUGGUACAAGAAGGAUGCGCUCAUGGAGGAGUACAUGACCAACGGCCGCUUCCCCCCCAUGGCAGGUUCCGAGGUCGAUUACAUCGAGACCUUGGUCAAGACCCGGAAACCCUGGGAGAUUCUGGAGGUCUUUACCGUCGUGGGACUUGUCGGGUUGUUGUGGAAUAAUGUUCGCAAGGUGUGGGCUUUCGUGUCGACUUUCCGAUUCAGCGAUAAUACGACGUUAUAG
Molecule: messenger RNA, 1254 nt
Organism: Clonostachys rhizophaga
Lineage: Eukaryota; Fungi; Ascomycota; Sordariomycetes; Hypocreales; Bionectriaceae
Source: the annotation of a GenBank genome assembly